UUUUGGUGCUGCAGCAAUCGCACCAGUGCAACUUUACUGCAUUCCAUAUUAUCCCAUCAUAAACAUAAUUGCACUGUGUUCUUACUCAUCCUGCCUGCCCUCAGCGCGCUGUCGUCCAUCAUUUAUUUAUCAGUUCUUAUCGUCACCAUCGUCCAGUUGACCUAGACAGUGUUUUGCGAUUGCUGCUGCGUUCGCAGUUUUUGUUCGUCAUUAUCAGUGAUGCUUUUGUUGAUAAGUGCUUAGAAGAAAGCGACGUGGUCCGUCCUGGGAGGAGUGAUAGUGGAACAAUAAUAUCAUUCGCGUGCAUGUUUUGCGAGGAAGUAGUGCGCUAAGUGCGAUGGAUUACGCAACGAGCACUACCCGCAGGCCGCUGCUUCAAGAGGAAGAGGAAGACGAUAGUGAAGCGACUUUCGUGGACGAAAGUAUCUACGCGGGAUCGAUCAACACUGGAUCGAUAAAUAACAUUCCAACGACGGCAACCGUGGGAACCCGUAGCGGGACACGGAACCGUCGCCUGGAGGAUGGCAAUCUCCGGAUAGCACCGGUCGACAGGUACAAUUUUACCUAUGCAGUAUUCUAUCUACUUGGGAUGACGACCCUACUGCCGUGGAACUUUUUCGUCACCGCUGAAGAAUACUGGCACUACAAAUUUCGUAACAUAUCGAGCAACGACACGAGUGUGCUGACGCCUCGCCAGCUGGAAUUCCAGUCUGAUCUCAGCAUAGCGGCCUCAGUGCCAAGUACAUUGUUCCUCUUGUUGAAUGCAGGCUUCGGGCACUACAUUUCACUGCGGAUACGAAUGGCCGGAUCCCUAGUUAUGAUGUUUUUGAUUUUCAUUGGAACGACGGCUCUGGCGCAAGUCGACACCGACCAGUGGCAGGAUGCAUUCUUUCUUAUCACCCUUACAUCGGUCGUUGUUGUCAAUGCCUUCUCUGCCACCAUGUCCGGUACCCUUUUCGGUAUAGCGGGUCAAUUCUCGUCCGACUACAUGUCUGCCGUUGUAAGUGGCCAAGCGCUUGGUGGAAUCUUCGCCGCGUCCGCCGCAAUAAUUGCCCUAACCUUCGGUGCCGCUCCAACCAUUACGGCGUUUGUUUUCUUCAUCGUUGGAACACUGGUGCUGCUCUGCUCUCUAAUCCUGUACGUUGUGAUGUCAAAAACUCUCUUCUUCAAGUACUACACCUCGCCUCGAACUUUGAUGAAAAGCUCACUUGAUGUGGAUGAGGUGACUCGAGAACUCCUUCCACGGCAAGACCCCACAUUCCUCGGAGUGCUUCGAAAAAUUUGGCUGUUUGGAUUUUCCGAGUGGCUGGUCUUCGUAACCACGUUGUCGAUUUAUCCGGCAGUUACGAUACUGGUAGGAUCACAAUCUCAAGGUCAUGCUUGGAACGAUGUGUACUUCUUACCUGUCAUCAACUAUCUCCUAUUCAAUACGGGAGACUACAUCGGUAGGGUUUGUGCCGGGUCAUUAGAAUGGCUCUCAACUAGCCCAUUCCUGCUGAGCGUCGCAACCAUCAGUCGAAUAGCAUUCGUUCCGGUCAUGCUACUGUGCAAUAUUCGGCCACACCACAGCUUUCCGGUAAUGAUCCAUUCGGACUACAUCUUCAUCGCUCUGAUGGCCGGUUUCUCUCUGUCUAAUGGAUACAUUGCCAACAUCGCUCUGAUCGGAGCACCGAAACUAGUCGACCAAGCGGAAAAAGAGAUGGCCUCCUCGAUGAUGGCUGCCUUCCUGGGAGUGGGACUGGCAUGCGGAUCCACAAUCAGUUUCAUGAUCAUUGAAAUGAUCAAGUGAGUCCGCAACAUUUCGAAACAGAGCUUUUACUUUACAGAGCAGUAGGACGCGAUUCGAGGGUAAGUCCAAACACUGACAGAUCUGCGAUAUUCGUGUUAAGAUGUAUUGUUACCCUGUGGGAAAGAAUCUUCUGACCAAACAAACACUUAAUUUUUAGAUAGGAAAUGUAGCUGAUACUUUGUAUGAUAUUAUAUGCCAGGAAAGGUUAAUGUUUUAAUGAUAGAAUUAUUAUCAUAUUUAUUAUAGUAGCGAAGUCAAUCAGACGACACUGUCUACAAGUAUAUGCAUCAUAAUUUACAAUAGCAAUAUAUGUCCGUGACAAGAA
This is a messenger RNA of Ochlerotatus camptorhynchus, 2114 nucleotides long. RefSeq names its product Equilibrative nucleoside transporter 1 (gene Ent1). Gene Ontology annotation, cellular component: plasma membrane. The transcript has 4 exons. Gene Ontology annotation, molecular function: nucleoside transmembrane transporter activity. NCBI's taxonomy places the organism in Eukaryota, Metazoa, Arthropoda, Insecta, Diptera, Culicidae. The coding region runs from base 338 to 1789 and encodes 483 amino acids. The record is from RefSeq and is a predicted model, not a curated record. Gene Ontology annotation, biological process: nucleoside transmembrane transport.